Molecule: messenger RNA, 1251 nt
Organism: Colletotrichum higginsianum IMI 349063
Lineage: Eukaryota; Fungi; Ascomycota; Sordariomycetes; Glomerellales; Glomerellaceae
Product: Endoglucanase
Exons: 1
Coding region: 1-1251 (416 amino acids)
Source: RefSeq, a predicted model, not a curated record
AUGUACACCAAAGCAAUCAUCGCCUUCGGCCUGGCCUCUGUUGCCAGCGCCCACAUGAAGAUGAGCUCUCCUGCGCCAUAUGACGCUGCCAACUUGGACAACAGCCCUCUUGAGGCUGAUGGCAGCAACUUCCCCUGCAAAGGCAGCAGCUAUAACGCCGCUGGCGCUUCGAACGUCUACGCCCAGGGUGCCUCAGGCGAGCUUGCUUUCAUCGGUUCCGCCGUCCACGGCGGCGGAUCCUGCCAAGUCUCUAUCACCUAUGACGCGAAACCGAACAAGAACAGUGUCUGGAAGGUCAUCAAGUCCAUCGAGGGAGGCUGCCCUGCCAAGAACGCCGAGGGCAAUCUUGGUGACAACGCCAACCAGGUCAACCAAGACAAGUAUGACUUUACCAUCCCCGAAGAUAUGCCUGCCGGCAAUGGCACCAUUGCCUGGACUUGGUUCAACAGGAUUGGCAACCGUGAAAUGUACAUGAACUGCGGGCCGGUUACCAUCACUGGCUCUGAGGGUUCCAAGGAGUCGUACAAUGCUCUUCCUGACAUGUUCGUCGCCAACAUCAACGGUUGCAUGCUUGAGGAAGGCACCAACGUUCAGUUUCCCAACCCUGGCAACUCUGUCGACAAGUUCGCCUCCAAAUUGACGGCACCUACGUGUGGUGGCGGCUCCGGUGGCGGCUCCGGUGGCGGCGCGACUGGUUCUCCCAUCCCCACGAGCACUGCUGGCAACGGAGGUGGCAACGGCGGCGCGCCGACUGUCGCUCCCACGUCUGCCCCAGUCGCGUCCUCCAAGCCCUCCGCGUCCAAGCCUACCGCCGGCGCCUCUCUUCCCGGCGGUGUCUUUAUCACCGUUCCAGCCAACAACGGUGGCGUCUCCGCGACUCCCACUGCCACUGCCACUGCCUCUGCCUCUGCCUCCAAGGCACCUGCAGUCACUCCUAGCGCUGCCCCCUCCGCUGCCCCCUCCGGCACUGACGGCGGAUCCGGUUCCGGCUCUGGCAAUGGUACCGACACUCCUUCAACUGGCGCUGGUGCCCAGACUGUUGGUUCCCCAUGCGCCAACGAGGGCGCGUGGAACUGUGUCGGUGGCAGCUCCUUCCAACGCUGCGCCAGUGGCACCUGGUCAUCCAUUCAGCCGCUCGCCGGCGGCAUGACUUGCACCGCCGGCAUGGGCUCUGAACUCAACAUGGUUGUGACCCGAAACGGUCGCAAGCGUGCCCUGCACCAGCGCUCCCUUCGAUUCCGUUCCGCCUAA